ACAAACGGCUUUCCGGCUAGGGUUCUGCCACCUGCGACGAGAAAUGGCCUCCUCGCUCAUUGGCAUCCUUCGAGCCGGGAGCUCGAUUAUCGGCGUCGCUAUCGCGAAGGCGGGCGUUCGUGCUUUACCCCGGACUCCGAAGAUUUCAUCUCUCCCAUCUCGAGCUCUCACCGCCCGAUGCCUUAGCACCUCCUCCGCCGCUCCCAACAGCUUCCAGAGGUACCCUCCGCCUCCGCCUCCAUCUCCGCCACCGCAUCCCUCUGGUCCCCGCGGUUAUCCGCAAGACCACCGGAACGCUAACCAGUGGCCGUCGCAAAACCAGCACCAACGCUCUCCAUCACCAUUUAACAAUCCUCCUCCUCCCUUCGCUGGCCAUUCCCCGGUGGCCAACGUCCCGCCCCCUGUUGUACCCCCUCCACCUGGCCCCGUCGACCUCGUGGCCCUCGCUCGAGAGGGAAAGCUCAAGGAAGUUGUUGAUCUGUUGAACCAAGGCGUCCGUCCUGAUCCGCCUACCUUCUUCGAGCUCGUCGCCUCCUGCUCCGACCCUAAACAUCUUGAAGAGCUGAAGAAGAUUUUUGAGUUCUUCUUCCGUUCCCCUUUCCGUGCUGACCUACAGAUCAACAACAAGCUAUUGGAAAUGUUCUCCAAGUGCGGCAGCAUGGCUGAUGCUCGCCGGGUGUUUGAUCGAAUGCCUGACCGAACUAUGGACUCGUGGCACCUGAUGAUUGAUGGCUAUGCAGCAAACAAUCUCGGUGAUGAUGGAUUGCAGAUGUUUGAGCAGAUGAGGAAGGCUGGGGUUUGCCCCAGUGCAAGGACCUUUCUUUCGGUCUUAGCUGCUUGUGCCAGUGCUGAGGCAGUUGAAGAGGGCUUCAUUCAUUUCGAUGCCAUGUAUAAAGACUAUGGGAUAACGCCACAGAUCGAGCAUUACAUCGGGAUGAUUGAGGUUCUCGGGAAGUCUGGUCACCUCAAUGAAGCUGCGGAAUUCAUUGAGAAAUUGCCAUUUGAACCACCAGCAGCUGUCUGGGAAGUGCUCAUGAAUCUGGCUCGGGCUCAGGGUGAUAUAGAUCUUGAGGAUCGUGCUGGGGAGCUCAUGGUUUUUAUGGAUCCUAGCAAGAGCAUUUCAUCCAAGAUCCCAACGCCUCCGGCUAAGAGGCGAUCGGGUUUAAACAUGUUGGAUGGAAGGAACAAGCUGGGGGAGUAUCGAUUACCACCGAAGAUUGAAAAGAAGGUGGUGAAGGAGCAAGUGUACGUGCCUGAUACCAGAUACGUGCUCCACGACAUUGAUCAGGAGGCCAAGGAACAGGCUCUGCUGUACCACAGUGAGAGGUUGGCAAUCGCCUAUGGACUGAUAAGCACGCCUGCCAGGACACCACUUCGGAUCAUCAAGAACCUCAGGAUAUGUGGCGACUGCCACAAUGCAAUCAAGAUCAUGUCAAGGAUCGUCGGGAGGGAGCUCAUUGUGAGGGAUAAUAAACGGUUCCACCAUUUCAAGGACGGGAAGUGCUCUUGUGGAGAUUAUUGGUGAAGCUGCUUCAUCCAAGAUGGGACGGCGACGGAGACGGCAAUAAGAACUAAAAGGUUGUGGGGGGAGGAAAGAAAGGAUAUAUUUGGUAAUAUCGAGAUUGUAAAU
Messenger RNA from Musa acuminata subsp. malaccensis (wild Malaysian banana), 1630 nucleotides. Its product is annotated as pentatricopeptide repeat-containing protein At2g15690, mitochondrial. Gene Ontology annotation, molecular function: zinc ion binding; protein binding; RNA binding. NCBI's taxonomy places the organism in Eukaryota, Viridiplantae, Streptophyta, Magnoliopsida, Zingiberales, Musaceae. Gene Ontology annotation, cellular component: intracellular membrane-bounded organelle. Gene Ontology annotation, biological process: RNA modification. The record is from RefSeq and is a predicted model, not a curated record.